Adineta ricciae is the source of this 184-nucleotide messenger RNA. The record is from the annotation of a GenBank genome assembly. NCBI's taxonomy places the organism in Eukaryota, Metazoa, Rotifera, Eurotatoria, Adinetida, Adinetidae.
AGGUGUUUAUUUUGAAAGUUGUCAUAAAAAUAUAAAAUUUGUUGAUUUUUGUGGUAAAUUUUAUUUACCAUUACUUCAAUUUCUUUGUUCACCUGCUUGUACACCAACAUCAACAUGUUCAAUGACAACAACAAAUCAUUCCGAUGAUAUGAAUAGUAAAUUUAAAAAAGUGCUACUUGGGUAA